Chaetomium strumarium is the source of this 165-nucleotide messenger RNA. RefSeq lists its product as uncharacterized. The record is from RefSeq and is a predicted model, not a curated record. The transcript has 2 exons. Lineage: Eukaryota; Fungi; Ascomycota; Sordariomycetes; Sordariales; Chaetomiaceae. The annotation marks the transcript as partial.
ACACUGAAGAACAUCGAGUCGGCCCGGCCGUUCGAUCAGCUCACUAUCGACGACGUCGCCGCUGCCGAGCCGAGCAUCGACGAGAAGACCACCCAGCUCGUCGCCAAGGGCCGCUGGUCCGUGCCAGGGUACAAGGAGAAAUUCGGCGACCUCUCUUUGCUAUAA